Messenger RNA from Saprolegnia parasitica CBS 223.65, 2277 nucleotides. RefSeq lists its product as hypothetical. NCBI's taxonomy places the organism in Eukaryota, Oomycota, Saprolegniomycetes, Saprolegniales, Saprolegniaceae. The coding region runs from base 1 to 2277 and encodes 758 amino acids. The record is from RefSeq and is a predicted model, not a curated record. The transcript is spliced from 3 exons.
AUGGCCCGUUGCGUUGGCCUCGUGCUCCUUUGGCUCGUGCUCGUCGCGCUCGCUGUCGCAGACGAAGAGGAAGCAUGCGCCUCGUCGCUCAACAUUGUCGUCCACGCGCAGGCCCACUCGUCGACGGACGCGCUCGUCAUCGGCUCUGAAAUGACCUGCGCGGGCUUCCAGGCCGCCUUUGCGGCCGCCGGCCACCACGUACAGCUCAUGUACCCCGGCAGCUAUGGCGCGCUCCACGACCGCGUGUGGGAUAUCGUCUUUAUCGAGGGCUGGUUCCCCGCGAUCACGGCCUUUAUCCACGAGAUCCGACGGGCCACGCACGGUCACGCCAGGGUGUAUUUCUACUGCUUGGACCCGGACUUCCCCGGUCUCAACACGUUGCAGAUGCUGGACGUCGACGGCUUCUUUGCCAACAGCCACGAGGCGCUGCGGCAUCUGGCCCCGUUUGCGACCAUAUCCGAGUACUUGCUCUUGGCCGCGACCCCGCCGCCGCCAGCGCCGACAACCAACAAGUACGCGGCCAUUCCUCCCGUCGUCUACGUCGGCAACGCCGUUGGUAUCAUGACCAAGCAGCAUCUCGCGUCCAUGCUGCGAGAGGCGAUCCCGUUUGGCCUUCGCAUCUAUGGGUACGCCUGGGAGAUGCAUCCCGAGUUUGCGCCGUUCUGGGCCGGCGUCUUACCAGCCGCCGACUUGUGGGACGUCUAUUCUGCGGCCAGAGUGAUUCUCGGCGCGACCAUGGACGGCCAGCGCGCGUCGGGCAUGAUCAACAACCGGGUCUUUGAGGCGCUCGCCGUCGGGCGCAUCUUGAUCAGCGAUCACUCGUCGGCGCUCGAGGCCCUCUUUGGCGACCGUGUCCUGUACUACAAGGCGCCGGGCGACAUGACGCGCCACUUGGCGCAGCUCGUGACGACCGAGUACGCUCGUCCCCACACACCGGAGGACUUGGCGGCGCAUAUUCGCACGUACCACACGUACACCCCGCGCGCUGCGUUCGUUCUUGCGAUCCACCAUCAGCUCUCGCGACGCGACGUCGAUCGCAUCCACAAACCCAAGCUCUUUGUUGUGCUGGACGAGAGGUGGCUGGCGUCGCAUUUGUUGAGUGCGCUGUAUGUACACGACGUGGUGCUGCCGGCGCUCGCCAAGCUCGAGCGGCUUUUUCUCGUUCACAUGGGCAGCGAGCUUCCAACGACGACGACGACACGAGCAAUGCACACGCACGACCUCGUGCUGCUGCUCAGCGCCUACAACAGUACCUUGGAGCGAACCUUUCGACCGGUGGCGCUGCGCGGCGCCAAAGGGCUCUUCCUCCUCGCGCCACUGCGCGACGACGACGAUGGGUUUGAGACGGACGGUGCUUUCUAUGACAUUGUGUACUUUACGCAGCCCGAUCAAUUCGAUCGGGUGCGGCGCGCGCGCACCAACGUGCAGAACGCCUUCGGGUGGCCCGUCGUUGCUAGUACCACGGACGUGCCACCACCACCGGUGCCAUGCGACGUGCUGAUCGUUGGUGACUGGGACGACGACGAGCAGCGCCUUCUGCGUCUCUUCCAGGACCUCGACCACGGUCUGCGUGUCACGGUUGUCGUCCCCGAACGACAUGCCCGGGAUGCCCAUCAUGCCAUGAUGCAGCUGAAGUCCAUGGACAUGCGCGUGGUCUACGCGAGCCCUGGCAACGACUCGCUCCACAAUCUCUUAACGCGUUCGAAUUGCGACGCGAUCUUCAUUCCAGGUACCAAGGACGUCGGCGGCAACGAGUACUUGGUCGCGGCGGGCCUCGCGCGUGGGCAAACGGUCCGCAUCCAGCCGGACAACGACCGACUCCAACGGCUCUUUCAGCGCUUGACGAUCCAGGACCCGCCAAGAUGGGACGUGGCGCAUGUGGCCAAGAUGCUGGCCGUUGGGAAGACGCGGCCGCUGGUCCUGGGCCGCGGCAACGCCAGUGUCUCCAUGGUGGUCUCGGAAUCCUGCAUGCAUCACCCGGGCAGCGUCGACGUGUCCUUUGAGACCAACAACUUUGAGCCGCCGGCGGACGGCGUCGUGUGCCUGCUCGUCGACGGCGACGCCCUCGGCUGUGUCCUCCACGAUGGCAUGCGCUUCCACGUGCGCUUGCCCAUCGGCAGUGGGAACGUGACGCUGCAGAUGGCGCUGCGCAGUAUCGUCUUUGGCGAUGUGUUUGCGUGGUCGCCGCCGAUCGUGCUGGCGGCGUCGCAUGAGCGCGCGCCGCUCGCACCGCCGACAUCGACGCGCUACGUGGUCGACUUGGCCAGUAGUCCGUAA